GUAAGGACUCAAAGCAGUGAUGAAUUCGUUUUUUCACUCUGACUCAGAAGACAAAAGGCAAACAUUUUACGAGGCCUCUUUAAUUUUGUAACAGUGCGCACAGAAUGUAGGGGCGAACAUUAACAUGGCUUUCCCUCAAGUGUAUGUUCCAGUUAUAGGGGAGUUCUGCUUGGCUUCAUGGAACAUAAGUUGUUGAUCAUUAAACGUCAGUUGAAUUCAUUGACUGUGAAUUUAAAGGCCACGCAUUUUAAAAGAAGUCUCUGGGCAGGUUCUCACCACCAGCUGGAGAUGGUCUGUGCUCCUGGCUGAAGUUGCUAGACUGUCACUGCCGAGGCCAAGAGGGCGGGAGGCCGUAGGAGUGAGAAAUGACAGGUGCCCUCGGGAGCGCUUGGCUUCCCAGAAGUGAGUUUCUGGCUUUCCUAAACAGGAGCGCACUUGAGGAAAGGCUGCGGCCGGAGAGGGCACUGCUGGGCUCAUCGGAGUCGGCACCCUUCCUGUUUCAGGUGCGAGAGCCCAGCCUGACGUGCUUGGCGCUCGGCGAGGAUGUGAGGGGCCGAGGGGGCGGGGUGGAAGGACCGCCCAUCUGGCUGAGCCUAAGCCCUCUAACCCCACAGUCUCGGCUCCCGGAAGACCUACAUUUCUGACCUCUUUUCCUCGUUUUAUCUUAAUCACUCUGGAAGAGAACAGAGGCUCCCACGUCUGCCUCCUUAGAUGCUCCGUGGAUGAAUGGGUUGUCUGGGAGGCUCACACCUCUGCCCACAGCCGUGUCCCUGCAUCUCCCGUGCAGGUCCUCGCGCUGCUUUUGUCAGCCAUUCAGGGAUGUGCAGAGCCCCAGGGCUUCGCCCCUCUAGUAAAAGUGUUACAAUAGUGAACAGUCUUGCGUGGUUUGGCAUGUUUCAGCUACCAGGGGGGAGCUCCCUCCCCAAGUGAAAUUACAAGACCACAACUUUCACAUCAGAAGGGACCUCAGAGACAUUGCCCUUGACGCCCCCCGCCCACGUCCCGGUCCCCACAGCCCCUUCCUCCCAGACCACAGGUCAGAAGGGCUGGAGGUGGUAACCAUGGCAACCUGCGCACACGCAGGUCCCUGGGCUCCGUGGGGUCUUUCUGCAGGGCUGGGCCUCUGUGAGGGGUCCCAAGGUGACUGCAUGGAGGGGACCAGGGACUCCAGACCGAGCCUGCCUUUCACAUGGACCUUGGGGCAGAGCUGGGGCUCUUGAACCCUGGGUCCUGGAGAGGACGAGGACCAGGGAACAGCGGAGAGUCAGGGCCUGAACUUCAGCUGUGACAUUUCGAGUGCUGUCCUGGAAUCGCACCUGACGGCUGCGAGGAGAUGGUGAGAGGUCCCGAUGGCUGGUGUUGAGUCAGUCUUGGCCAGAGGACCCCGUGCCUCAGCUGCUCGUCUGCACGUCGGAUGGGUGAACGAGGUCACAUGGGGCUCACUGUUCUCCUAUCUUGUGGCUGCGUGGGGGUGGGGGGGGUGACAAAGCCGUGGCCCAGAGAACCAUGCCGUCAAAACCCUCUGGUCCUGUUUGGAGCCAGUGGCCUUGCUGAAAAAGCAUUUGGUUGUUUUCAAAAUCUCAUGAGGGCGACACUCUGCAGAUUUUUUCAGAGAACCCGUGAUACUAGCACUUGGCGUUCCAGCUCAGCCUGUGUAAUUACAGCGCAUAGUCACAGUCAUUUCAGGACGCAGGUAAUGCAGGGUAAUACACAAAGCACUGCUGUCAACCAGGCGGGACAGAGGAAACAGCGGGACAUUGAUCCUCAUCAUAAAACGUAGCAUCGUGGUGCCGCUCGACUACCCGUCGUCUCUGACUCCUCCUUUCUGAGGGGAAGAUGCCACAUUGUAACCAGGACGUAGCUUUCAGUUUCCAGGCCAACUGGCCGGGGUUUAGGUGGAGCAGCGGCUCGUUAACAGCUCAGCACAGGGGUGACGGGUACAGCGUGGGAAGGGCGCAAGGACCUAGAACGUCACCUGGACGCAGUGGCCUGCUGCUGAAAACAAGCACAACGCGGGAAAGUGGCAGAUGCACAGCGGCCUCCUGAACAUCACCCAGGUGUCUUUCUCGGACCGAGGUAAAUACACGUGUGUGGCCUCCAACGCCCACGGCUCCGCGAACAACUCGGUGACGCUGCGGGUCGUGUUCACGUCGGGGGACAUGGGUGUGUACUACAUGGUAGUGUGCCUCGUGGCCUUCGCUGUGGUCCUGGUCCUGAACGUCACCCGCCUCUGCAUGAUGAGCAGCCACCUGAAGAAGACGGAAAAGGCCAUCAACGAGUUCUUCCGCACAGAGGGCGCCGAGAAGCUGCAGAAGGCCUUCGAGAUCGCCAAGCGCAUCCCCAUCAUCACCUCGGCCAAGACGCUGGAGCUCGCCAAGGUCACCCAGUUCAAGACCAUGGAGUUCGCCCGCUACAUUGAGGAGCUGGCCCGCAGCGUGCCGCUGCCCCCACUGAUCAUGAACUGCAGGACCAUCAUGGAGGACAUCCUGGAGGUGGUGGGGCUGGAGGAACAGGGUCAGAACUUCGUGCGGCACGCACCCGAGGGCCAGGAGGCCGCCGACGGGGACGAGGUCUACACCAUCCCAGACUCCCCGAAGAGGAGCGACUCUCCCACUGGUGACUCAGACGCGUCGUCGCUGCCUGAGCACCCCCAGCAGAUCGCCAUCAAGGUGUCUGUCCACCCUCCGUCCAGGAGGGAGCACGCGGAUGCCCAUGAGGGCGCGCCAUUCCCGGCGGGAGAGGAGGAGGACACAGAGCCAUCGGCUGAGCGGUCCCCGGAGUCCGCCGAGCCCUCCACCGAUGUCACAUCCGCGGCGCUGACCUCUGAGGAGCCCACGCCGGUGGAGGUCUCAGACCGGGUCCUGCCGCCCCCUCUCCUGGAGGCCGCGGAGCCAGCCGGGGCGCAGGACAGAGAUGCCUGCGUUGUCUAUGAAAGCCAUGUCUAACAACCACUCCAGGAGCUGUGCACAUCUGGAGAAUCAGGGGCUGCUCCUCGCAGUACUGACCCAGUCCGCACUCGCCGCUAAGCCUUACAGGAGACACUCACUCCGCAGGUGGAGGAGGUGCCGUGUCACCGGGAGAGACACCUGUGUGCUGUUGGUGGUGGCUGGCACUUCCCCAGGAAAAGAGGAUGUGAGGGACCUCAGGGUGCAGAGUCGAGGACGUCUGUCCGCGUGAUCCAAGUCCAGAGGCUGUUCUCUGCCAAAUACCUUAAUCGGUGAUGCCCGUGUGGCAAAGAGUCCCCGGCUGUAAGAUGACCCGAGUUCAAGAGCCCCGUCCGAUGCACCCCGCGUGGCUUUUCCUUUGAGUGGUUCCAGGUCUGCUUCGAGAGCAGCUGCACGUCGUCCGUGGGUCUGUUGCACUUUCUUCUCGGUUUUCACUCCUGUCACGUCCCUUUAAAACAGAGUCGUUGUUCUGCGAAUGCUAACCGUCCCUCCCGUUCCGUCCUCUUUGCCACUUUGUCCUUACUUCCCCCCAGAACAUUUACCUCGGGGGCUUUGGUGUCAGGGCUGCCACCUGCAAGUCACCUGCGAUGUUCCAAAGCGGUUACCAGCCUUGUGAUUUCUGUCGGGUCCCCAGGCUGGUGUCAUAUGUCACCCUUUUUGUUUCCAAUGAAGCUGCUGUUGUGAAACUCAGAAAAAAAAAACAAAAAAACACCUUGCCCGAGAAUAGCACUUUAAUAGCCAGAUAGAAAUGUGUUUACCCGUCCGAUUCUGGGAGCCUUUUGGUGAGCUCAGCUGAGCUUGGAGGGAGACCGUGAGGCAGGGCACACCCCACCUGUCCGUGGGAAGCACCGUCUUUACGUUUUAGUCCCGUCAUCCCCACACGAGGCUGCUGCUUCCUCUGGAAACGUGUUGCUUCCAAAGACAGAGCCAUCCAAUGAGUCAGGUUAGAGCGGAGCCCCCGCGAGAGCUGGAGGGGACCGCGUGCCGUCGGGUGGCUCAGACACUUGAUUUGGGGCCUUAAGGGUGAGGUCUGUGGAGUCACGGAGCCAGGCCCCCUCUUGUGACACGGAGAGCAUUAGUCCGUCCUCGAAGGAGAGAGUGAAAGGUUAGCGUGAUAGCAUUGAAUCGCAUGCCAAAUUUCUCGAAGUAAGUUUUAGUCCCACAAGAAAGCAGUUGCACAUGAGGCAGAGAGACGUUGCAGGAGGGGGACAGAGCCGGUCGUCCGAAGGCCAGCGCCUCACCUGGCUAGGGGGCGACCACCACGGGGUUUGGGCGAGCAGGUCUCAGCUCCGUAUCUCUCAGAGGGACAGACCAGCCAGGCUCUGAGUGCCACCUAGAUGGUCUCACUGUCCCGCAGAACCAAACCAGUGAGGUCGCCCCGCUCUUCUCUGCAGUCGUGGUAAAGAUUUCCACUUCCGUGGUUCUCUUGAUGGUUCUUCUGCUGAAAAUUAGUAUUAAUGCGAAUAGAGAGUCGGUCUCAGAGGACUCUGAGCUCUCUCAGCAAGUUGUGGCUCUUCUCCCCCCAAAGUUGCCUCCCGUUCAGACGCAGCUGUGCUAAGAGCGAAGGGGCUUUAUUUCCAUUGGUGGGCGGGGGAGCCGUCGUUAGGGUCGCAGCCACACCGUGGGCCAUGGGCCUCGCUAACCGCGGAAGCGCAGCCCCGAUGUCCCGUCCUCACUCUCACUGUCCGGACAAGUGACCUUAGAUGCCUCCCUUGGUCUGAUCCCUCUCAUCUGCAUGACGCGGAGGUGGUACAUCGGGUUCAGAGAUCUUAUUUUAUGGAAGGUGUGUAACCACCCCCCCCCCCGAUGGCCCCUUGCCUGAGACAAGUAAUACUGGAAGCGAAAGUGGGCAGGUGAUGGGUGCCUAUGGGGUGGGUGCUUUUGCUGCGCAAACUUUACAGCCAAUGAAUUUAUCUGGCCCUGUAGCUGAGGGCAGAGGGCUUGGCUGGAGGGUCUUCUCUGUCUAUAGAAAACCGGUGUGGGAGGUGGGAGGUGAGCCGACAAGGCACAGACUUGGAUCAGAUACGUCCUGGCCUGGAAUGAUCUGCUGCCAUCUAGUUAGGAGUGUCUUGGGUGGUCACAUAAAAAGUUAGUGAACAACCAGGAGACUCCUGGAGUCCCGCUUCGGCUCUCUGGUCGAGGGUCUUCUGUAUUCGGGUGGCAGGAAAGCUGUAUCUCCAGCUCUAAGAGCAUAAUCAUUUUCCGCUUGUCCUGAUGUUGGCAGGUGCUGAUUUUGUGACACUGUAUGAGCUGCUUCCCACGGUGUCCAGUCUGCGCCACCGAAAUCCACGUAGUUACAGGAAAAGGUGUCUUUCCCAUCUAGACACUGACUAGGGGUAGAAAGUUUAAAAUAGGCAGAUUUUUUUAUGAAGCAGGAGCAGGAAUGUGUGACCAAAGAAUGUUUUCAGGUUGGUUUUAGCUUUUUUAGACUGGGGAGAUUAUGUAGAUUUUCAGCAUGCUCCCCAUCUCUGAGGCGUUGGAAAGCUCUUGACAGGGUGACAGCCAACCAAAGAGGAGGCUGGCUCCCAAUGCAGGUUCCUCCGUCCAGAGAGUCUCCGCUCUCCUCCCCUCCUGCGGUGUCCCUUCGGAGUGACAAAGGCUCUCCUGCUGGAACGUGGAAUUCCACGACCUCAUGACUUCCAGCUGAUUUUUCAAAGAUGAGUUAACCCCUUCCGCUUCAUGGAGAUUCAUGGACGUACGGCUGCAUGUGUGUGUCUGUGUCUGUACACGCACACAGACACACACACGCAUCAGACUCAUUCGGGCAGUUUUUAAGAGCUCAACUCUAAAUCCCAAGCCGUGUCCUUUGGGUUUUUCUGUCGUCAUUCUCAAAAGCCAACAGUUUCUGGCUUCUGAGUCAUCGGUCAUAUCUCUAGCGAUUUUUUUUUCUUGAAAUUCUGAAAAUGAUUCAGAUAUGUGUGCGUAUUUAAUUCACUGAGAUGAUCUGUAAACUUGGAUGGUAUUUAUUCUAAACGGGGAAAAAAGCAAUUUUAUACUGCAAAUCUAUGUAAUUUAUAAUGGUUUUGUUUUAUAUAUUAUAUUUUCAUAUCUUUAGGGCACAUCUACUAUUCUCAUCUUUUUGUACAUCAUACUUGACAGAAAAAAAAAAUACUAAUACUUGACGAAAUCUCUAGGAACCAAAUGUGAUAUACGUAAUGUGCAGAAGUCGCUCUGAAAACCCCUGCGUGUUCUCGCCCACCGAGCCUGCUGCGCCGUGUGACCCGUUACACCCGGAAGCAUUGGUCUCAGAGGCUGAUGAGCAUUUCUUGUUUCAAAGCCAAGGUCAGAGGGCCUGACAUCCCACGCACUGGAGUCCAGAAUCCUCCCUUCUUUUUUUUUUUUUUAACAUUGUUUUUACUGAGUUAUAGUCAUUUUAUAAUGUUGUGUCAAAUUCCAGUAUAGAGCACAGAAUCCUCCCUUCUUUGUCUCUUUAUUGUGUAUUUCAGUUUUUAAUUGCAGAAGGCCGUGUUGUUGAAGCUGCCCUUUCAAGGGCACACAUGAGGUAAGAAAGCACCUGGUGGAAGGGCUGACAUGAACUGCGGCUCCGUAACGCAUUCCCCGGGCUGAUGACGUUCUACGUCACGUGCUUGGAUUGUUAUUUUUUGGUGACCCGGGAUCUGUUCAGCUCUAGCAGGUGAAGGAAACGUGGGGCCCAAGGAAUAUUUGCGUGUUCUGAGCAGACAGCACAGACCAGCUCAGCCGGGCACAGCCAUCCCAGGCACUGGCGCUGCCGUGUCAGGAGAGCAGCCCCGACUCCGUGUGCUUGUAGGCGGGUGACAGGGCUGCACCAGGGUGAGGCCCCUGAGUGGCAGCCCCUGCGGUGCUGUGACCAGGGAUUUCCUCCAGCGUUUCCCUGGGGGAGAAAGUGGAGCAGUUACCGUAACGUUCAGAUGCUCCACAGUGCGGCGACCGUCCUGGACCUCUCCUCGCAAACCUUUUUGCAGUCCCUUAAGAUCAUGAUCCCUGUUUCUGUUCUUUUUAAACUAAUUCAUGGGUUCUCUUUAAGUAUCUACCGAGUCACAUCGUAUAUUCACACACAUAGUUUGAGCACCUGUUACCUUCAAGAAAUUAAGUCAUUUUUACGUUCACCGAUUCAUUUAAAAAUCUUUCAGUAGAUAACAAAUUUCACUUUCCUAAUGACUCUUAGGGUUCCUACAGUGAUUAAUAAGGUUUGGAUUAAGCAAAUCAGUGGUGGGGAAAAGAAUCAAAUAAAGCAGAAUUGCUCAUUAUGCUUUCCUGAGGACUGAGUGUUUGUUAUACAGGAAAACCUCGUAUGGAGGUGACCAGGAUCUUUAAUUGAGACUUUUUUUUUAGAGAUGUCAUUUCUAAGGAGGCUGAUGCUUAGAUGACUACAAUCAAAACUGAAGCUCGUAGAGAAAGUAAAAGCAGAAAGCAAAUAGUUCUCAGAAUAUUCCGGCGUGAAUUACUUUUAUCUCACUGGGAAUGUAAACCUUCCAGUGUCCCUCAGACACCCUGGAGCUGCCUGCAGCGAGUCGGGGUCACGGGAGGUGCUUGUUCCUGCGUCCCAUGUGCUGAACCUCUGGGUCUAGACAUCCUUUGUUAAAACCGGAAAACAAGACGGGAAAAUGUAUCUGGGCGGAAAUGUCAAACUGUUGAUUUGUGAAUUGUAACUUUUAAAAACUAAUUGAAACAUGUAAACCAAUGACUAAUAUUUAAGCUGAUCUAGCAGCAAAGGAAAAAAAACCCCUGAAAACCCACAUGACCCAUCCUGUAUUUUGAUUGUUGCUUUAAUAAAGGAUUUGCACUGGU
Molecule: messenger RNA, 7715 nt
Organism: Camelus dromedarius (Arabian camel)
Lineage: Eukaryota; Metazoa; Chordata; Mammalia; Artiodactyla; Camelidae
Gene: MFAP3L
Product: microfibril associated protein 3 like
Exons: 2
Coding region: 2028-2945 (305 amino acids)
Source: RefSeq, a predicted model, not a curated record